AUGGCCAACAACAAGAGAAAGAGAGAUAACGCGCCUGAGAGCGAGCCUGUCGAGAAAACAGAACAGCAGUCAACAAAGAAAGUCAAGACUCCAGCACCAACCAAGGCUGCGCGCGCCAGCUCUAACUCCAGCACUUCUGCGACUCCAUUCAAAGUGGACAGCACCUCCCCGAUACAUAUCCAAGUCGUCGCCGGCUCCUACGACCGCGUCCUUCACGGUAUCACCGCCACCGUUACUCCCACGACCACUACGACCGCUACCCCCUCCAAGAACAAGAAGAAGGCCGCCGCCGAAACCACAACAAUCUCGUACAAGGUCUCCUUCGCCGAUACCUUCCUCUUCAACGCCCACGCCUCCGCCAUCCGAUGCCUGGCCCUCUCCCCUCCCUCGGCGCCCACGCCCAGCCAAAAGGGUGGACAGAAGGUCCUUCUCGCCACGGGCGCCACCGACGAGCGCAUCAACAUCUACAACAUCUCGGCGCACCCACCCUCGGCCAAGGCCGCUGACGACCAGAAGCUUCUCAACAGCAUCACCCCCCGCCCCGUUCUCGAGAACCCCAAGAAUCGCGAGCUCGGCACGCUUUUGCACCACUCCUCCAACAUCACCCGCCUCGUGUUCCCCAACCGCUCCAAGCUGCUUUCCGCCUCGGAGGAUUCUACUGUGGCCGUCACCCGCGUCCGCGACUGGGCGCUGCUGCACACCUUCAAGUGUCCCAUCCCCAAGGCGCAGGGCCGCCCGUCAGGCGACACGGCUGCUUUGGGCGCGGUGCCCGCGGGCGUCAACGACUUUGCGGUGCACCCGAGCAACAAGAUCAUGAUCAGCGUCAGCAAGGGCGAGCGCAGCAUGCGGCUGUGGAACCUGGAGACGGGCAAGAAGAGCCGCGUGCUGAACUUCCCCAAGGAGGUUCUGAUGGAGAUUGGCGAGGGGAAACACAGCACGGGCGAGGCGAGGAGGAUCGUCUGGGGCGAGGACGAGUUCGCGGUGGCGUUUGAUCGGGAUGUGCUGGUUUUCGGCAUGGACUGCAGGCCUAGGUGCAGGGUUAUGAGGCCGGAUGUGGUGGGCACGAAAGUGACAAAGGUGCAUGAGAUCAAGUAUGUUUCUCUCGGAAAAGAAGAGGGGCAGGAGGAGGAUAAGAAUGUCCUGGCUGUCGCCACGGAGGACGGAAGGAUAUUGUUCUUUGACACGGCUGAGAAGGAACUGCUUGAGCCUCCUGCUGCUCCCGAACCUAAGGAGAAUGAGCAGCAUAAGGUGAAGACGUUCGAGGCCAAGACCCCCAACGCCAAGCUCAUCGCUCAGCUCGGCGGCAAGACGGCCGGCGUGCAGGGCAGAAUCAAGGACUUUACUGUCCUGCCCAUCGAGGACGAGGAGACCCGCAAGAGGUCGUGGUUCAUUGCCAGCGCGAGCAGCGAUGGCCGCGUCAGGAUGUGGCGUCUUGAGAGCGAUGAUCUUUAUGUCAAGGGUGAUGUUAAGCCUGGCAGACAGGUUGGAGAACUGCUCGGCACGUACGAGACGGAGAACAGGAUUACCUGCUUGGGCGCGUUUGUCAUGAUACCCAGACCCGAGGGAUCGGUGGAGAGCGAGUAUGAGUUUGAUAGUGAGGAGAGCGAGGAUGAAGAGUCUGAUGAUGAGUAA
Molecule: messenger RNA, 1632 nt
Organism: Sordaria macrospora k-hell
Lineage: Eukaryota; Fungi; Ascomycota; Sordariomycetes; Sordariales; Sordariaceae
Molecular function (GO): protein binding
Source: RefSeq, a predicted model, not a curated record